This is a messenger RNA of Merops nubicus (carmine bee-eater), 608 nucleotides long. RefSeq names its product interferon-like. Gene Ontology annotation, cellular component: extracellular region. Gene Ontology annotation, biological process: defense response; natural killer cell activation involved in immune response; adaptive immune response. The record is from RefSeq and is a predicted model, not a curated record. Lineage: Eukaryota; Metazoa; Chordata; Aves; Coraciiformes; Meropidae. Gene Ontology annotation, molecular function: type I interferon receptor binding; cytokine activity.
AUGGUUUGCUUAGCAUGGACAAUCAGUACAGGCUUUAGGUUUAGGCCUCAGAACGUCCGUGAAGCGGCCUUGAACCAGGAGAAAGGAGAAACAUCAGGCGAUAGGAACCACCAUUGGCAGUUCGCCCAGACAAGAAAGGCUCCUGCCCAGCACCACCCAUGCAGCAACAUCCCCUUCCCCUGGGACAGCCUCCAGUUCCUCCAGGCCAUGGCUCCCAGCCUACCACAGCCCUGCCACAACCAGCACACAUCAUUUCCCUUCCCUGGCACCCUCUUCCACACCAACCACCCACAGCAAGCCACUGUCACCAUGCUCCACAUCCUCCAGCAACUCUUUGCCACCCUCAGCAGCCCUCACCACUGGGACAUCCAGGCACACCGCCAGCUCCUCAACAACCUCCAGCACUACAUCCACCACCUGAAGCAAUACAUGCCAGCCAAUUGCAUGCUCUUCAAAGACCAAUAGCCCCACAACCUGUUGCUCAGCAUCAACAAAUACUUCAGGUACAUCCAGGACUUCCUCUGCACCCACCACCACAGCCCCUGUACCUGGGACCAUAUCCACCUCAAAGUUCACACCUGCUUUCAACGUGUGAAGUGGGAGGAAGG